UCUGCAUAACAUGCGCGCUGCAGGGGUGACUGCGCAGAAUCAGUUAGUGAGGUGUUUCAUGUCCCGCGAUCUGUUAAUGUUUUCAGUAGUUUACUGCUCUGAACCAGGAGGACCAUGAGGCGCUGCGGACAGAGCUGACACGGGCACAGACGGAGGGUCACUCUUCUGUUGACAUGGCCGACUCCAAGCUGAAACCAAGGAGCCAGAGGGAUGGAGAAGAAGGCCCCGAUGGAGGCUGGGGCUGGGUGCUGCUCCUUGCGAUGUUCGUCAGCACGAGCCUCGUGUUCGGAUUGAUGCGCAGCUUGGGGGUCUUCUUCGUGGAGUUCGUCCAGUACUUCGAGGAGAGCGCCCAGGCCAUCUCCUGGAUCUCCUCCAUCGGCCUGGCAGCGCAGCAGUUCUUCAGCCCAUUGGGGGCAGCUCUGUGUAAUGCAUAUAAUACCAGAUUGGUGGUAAUGGCAGGAGGCUUCCUCUCUGGGCUCGGACUCAUACUGGCCUCACAGGCCACCUGCCUGGUUCACCUCUACCUCACUAUGGGAUUAAUCUCAGGUUUGGGCUGGGGGCUGGUUUUCACCCCCAUGUUGGCCACAGUCAUGGCUAACUUCACCCGUAGACGAGCCCUGGCUGUAGGACUGGGCUUCUCUAGCAUUGGCCUUUCUUCCUUUGCUUUUAACCCACUUUUCCAGCUGCUGGUUGAGACGUAUGCCUGGCGGGGAGCCCUGCUCAUCCUUGGGGGCCUCAGUCUCAACAUUGUGGUCUGCGGAGCCCUUAUCCGACCAGAGUGCUCCUCUAAAGCCCCGGCAAAGGUGGAGUCACAGAGCAAACAAUCAUGUUCUGAUAUGCUGCAGAGAGUCUCCUCCUACCUGGAGGUAUCACUGCUCUGUGAGAGGCCUUAUCUCACCUACACUUUAGGAGUUACUUUUUUUAACUUCGGCUACUUUGUGCCAUAUUUCCACCUGGUGGCACACAGCCGGCAGGUGGGCUUCUCUGAGUACCGGGCGGCGUUCAUCAUGUCAGCUGCAGGCGUCACAGACAUCUUUGGCCGAAUAGCGUCAGGCUGGUUCUCUGACUUGGGACACUUUCGGAUCAUUCACCUACUGACGCUGUGGACGGUUUUGGCGGGGACGUUCAUCAUCCUACUGCCUGUGAGCUCCUUGUCGGGUUCCUACACCGCAUUGAUGAUAAUCAGCCUUCUCUAUGGGUUCUGCUCUGGGGCUUUGACCUCCUUGGUGUUCGCUGUGGUGCCAAUGAUUAUGGGGGUGGAGCGCAUGAUGGGGGGCCUUGGGCUUCUGCAGCUGAUCGAGAGCAGUGCAGGACUGCUGGGUACUCCACUGUCAGGUUGGCUCAGAGACAUCACAGGAAACUACGUCGCCUCCUUCAUGGUGGCCGGCUCCUUCGUGCUCCUCGGCAGCCUGACCAUGACCACGCUGCCUGGCUAUUUCUCCUGCACGGACCCACCACCUCCUCAAAGACCCACCCUCAUUGAAAACAGUGAAACUUUGCACUUAGAGCUGGGACCGGAGAACAGCUACUCCUCUGAGUUCAACCAUCAAGCCGUGGAACAAACAGCGAGGUGAAAUGACCAGGGGAGAUCUUUCUGUUUGCAAAAGUCUGCUGAGUGUUUUACCAUAAUAUGUCAGAGGCUCAGUUUGAAAUGGGCAAGUAAAAGACAAGUGGAGAAAAAAAAGCAAUGCACCUCAUCUAAUGUGCAUUUUUAUGCUACUUGACAAAGAUAUUAGGAUGCAUCAAAAUAUGUAAUUUUGAAAUACAGCUAGGGAAUAAGUAUUGAAACACUUUAGUAUCUGUCUCUGUAAAUAAAUUUUAAACGAGGCAAUUAUCUUAUUAUUAAUGGACCAAGCGCAUGUCUAGCUUUAUCCUUUUUUCAGUUGUGCAGUGUACCAAAUGCUGUAAAAAAAAAAGCCCUUAGAACACCACAAUCCCACUUACAAACUUGUGAUUUUAGGGCCGUUUGCAGCUACAUUUCUCCUCUAAACAUGGGGUAAGCAUAGUUCAAGGAAAAAUAUACUGUCCCAUACAUACUUAAAGGCUUUAUGACAAGUUUUGUUAUGCUUUUCUUCAGCAGUGGAGUCUUGCGGACAGAGUCCAUAGUGGCCAGUUGAAAAAAAGAAAUAGUUUUUAUACUAUUCCAGGUAUUUCUGAACUCUCCUGGUGAUUAUUUUCUCUCUUAUCCCUCACCGGAUUAUUUUGAUUCCUCUUGUGGAAAUCUUGAAGGAUGCCCUGGCCAUGGCUGUUUUAAAUAGACUAUGUUGUUCCCACUUCCAGAUAAUGCCUGCCGAGUGGGAACAUUUUUACGUAAUUGUACUGUUUUACAGUAGCUUUACAGUAAUUUAAUUUUAUAUGAACAUGUCAAUUACUCAGCCUUAUGUACAAAUAAGCAGUACAGGUAAAAUUUAAGUUGAUACCAACAUUUCCAGAGAUAUUUCAUGCCAGUGGCUUCAUGGGGAAUAUUUUUGCUGAUAGAUGCCCUCAUAUGUUUAACACACAAAUCUCUCAAAGCAGUAAUUUGAAAUUUUCUUUUGACAUAAUAUAUCCUUUUGUUGUCUAAUAAUGAUUAAGACAUACAAUCCUGCCUGUAUGUAAGGCUGGAUAAUAGAUCUGACCUUCAACUAUCUAAAUUUAAUGAGAUUUUUUUUUUUGAGAAAUCAAUCUAAAGUAUACAUUUUUAUUCAUUUUAAUUAUUGAUUUGGUUUAAAGAUAAAUCAGAUGGUACAGAAUUAGCUCUAUGAAGAGAUUAAAGGUCCUCAACAUAUCCAGUCUGCGUUGUUAUACCUCUGGGAGACAGCAGCUCAGGUUUAGUUUUUUUUAGAUUGUUACUUGAUACUUUCUUAAAUAAAAAAAGUUUUUUAUACGGUACAUAUUAAACCUUGGCCUGACAGAAGUUCCCCCCCUUAGCUAACACUUUAUUACCAAGUCAUGCGGAUGAAUGUCUUUUAAUGAGGUGAAGUUCUUUCUCCUUGUAGGGGAAAGAACUCUACUGACUCUGAUUUAUUAUGAGGAACAAAGAUCUACACCAAUCAGAGUCAUGACUAUCCUUAAAUCACUGCACUGCAGGAGCACAAUACUCUUGUUUUCUCAAGGGCACGUUCUGAUGACCCUCUUAUUUUGUUUGCACGUGUUCAGCGAACCUCUGUAAACCAUAAACCGAGGAUGCCUUUGUAACACUAGAGAUGUUUGGCCUCGGGAACAGCUGGGUGAACAUUGGGGUCACAAUGAACUGCUGGUUACUGACACACUCACUGGAGGGUUGGCGCAAUGAAAGAGAGCCCUGGAUAAAACUGGGGACUAUUUGGAGCUAAAAAUGUUUUCGUAAC
Cyprinodon tularosa is the source of this 3329-nucleotide messenger RNA. It is a transcript of the gene slc16a13, whose product is annotated as solute carrier family 16 member 13. Gene Ontology annotation, molecular function: monocarboxylic acid transmembrane transporter activity. The record is from RefSeq and is a predicted model, not a curated record. Gene Ontology annotation, biological process: monocarboxylic acid transport; transmembrane transport. Bases 174 to 1574 code for a protein of 466 amino acids. The transcript has 6 exons. NCBI's taxonomy places the organism in Eukaryota, Metazoa, Chordata, Actinopteri, Cyprinodontiformes, Cyprinodontidae.